Messenger RNA from Vicia villosa (hairy vetch), 813 nucleotides. RefSeq lists its product as uncharacterized. NCBI's taxonomy places the organism in Eukaryota, Viridiplantae, Streptophyta, Magnoliopsida, Fabales, Fabaceae. The record is from RefSeq and is a predicted model, not a curated record. The transcript has a single exon. Bases 1 to 813 code for a protein of 270 amino acids.
AUGGAAUUCUGGAAAAAUGCCCUUAUCAUGUAUGCUAUAGGAAAUGAGCUUUCUAUGAAUGCAGUUAAGAAGUUCAUGACUACAACAUGGAAUUUCGUGACCUUACCGGAUUUGUACUACAAUGAAGAGGGAUACUUCCUUAUUAGAUUCAAGGAUAGAGUUGAUAGGGAUGCUGUGUUAAUGCGACGACCGUACUCUAUCUUCAAGAAGCCUAUUUUGCUUCAUGAAUGGAACCCAAAUUUCACACUGCAGGAAGAUGUGCUGAGGGUGUUACCUAUUUGGGUGAUGUUUCCCCAAUUUCCUUUGUAUUGCUGGGGGGAUCAGAGUAUUGGUAAAAUUGCUAGUGCCAUAGGAAAGCCACUCAUGACUGAUGAGUGUACAACAAAGAAGCUUCGGGUAUCGUAUGCACGAGUCCUAAUUGAAGUUGAUGUUACACAGGAACUACGACAACAUAUCACAAUCGGGAAUCCACGGGGUGAGAAAAUGAUCCAACAGGUGGAGUAUGAAUGGAAACCACCCUUUUGCAAAAGCUGUAACAAAGUAGGGCAUGAAUGUAAACAAAAGGAGGAUGGUCUUAAGAAAAAGAAAGAGCCACAAAGAGUUUGGGAGCGGAAGAAGCCACCUGAGGAGCCUAAAAGCUCAGAUGAAGUGAGCAAAUCUGUAGCCCAAUUGAAUGUUGUAGAAGGACCAUGGAUCACUAUACAAAUAAAAGGAAGGAAAGGAAAGGAACCUGCAGAAGUGAGAGUUGAAAUCAUGAAUGGUUUUGAGGGACUUCUGGUAGGGGAAAGCUCUCAUACUAAGGGUGUUACGUGA